CUCAGUCUCACUUUUGUUUUUCACUAUGGCCCGAAUGAAUCGGCCUGCACCUGUGGAGGUCUGCUACAAGAACAUGAGAUUCCUGAUAACCCACAACCCGACCAAUGCUACGCUGAACACCUUCAUUGAGGAUCUGAAGAAAUACGGUGCAACGACCGUAGUGAGAGUGUGUGAAGUAACCUAUGAUAAGACUCCACUGGAAAAAGAUGGCAUUACGGUAAUGGACUGGCCAUUUGAUGACGGAGCGCCCCCGCCCUCCAAAAUUGUUGACGACUGGCUGAAUCUGCUGAAGACAAAGUUUUGUGAAGACCCCGGCAGCUGUGUGGCUGUUCAUUGUGUGGCUGGCCUGGGACGGGCUCCUGUUCUGGUUGCGCUGGCCCUGAUCGAGAGUGGAAUGAAAUACGAAGACGCCAUUCAGUUCAUUAGACAGAAGCGCCGAGGGGCGAUCAACAGCAAGCAGCUGACGUACCUGGAGAAGUACCGGCCGAAGCAGCGGCUCCGUUUCAAGGACCAUCAGAACCACAAGAACAAGUGCUGCAUCAUGUUGUGAGGAGGGACCAGAGACUCUUAAGGCUUCUGGCGUGCUGUGCUUUUCUCU
This is a messenger RNA of Euleptes europaea (tarantolino), 598 nucleotides long. It is a transcript of the gene PTP4A3, whose product is annotated as protein tyrosine phosphatase 4A3. The record is from RefSeq and is a predicted model, not a curated record. Gene Ontology annotation, cellular component: nucleus. Gene Ontology annotation, biological process: protein dephosphorylation; endothelial cell migration. NCBI's taxonomy places the organism in Eukaryota, Metazoa, Chordata, Lepidosauria, Squamata, Sphaerodactylidae. The transcript has 6 exons. Bases 26 to 550 code for a protein of 174 amino acids. Gene Ontology annotation, molecular function: protein tyrosine phosphatase activity.